Suillus discolor is the source of this 1146-nucleotide messenger RNA. RefSeq lists its product as uncharacterized. Lineage: Eukaryota; Fungi; Basidiomycota; Agaricomycetes; Boletales; Suillaceae. The record is from RefSeq and is a predicted model, not a curated record. The coding region runs from base 314 to 1141 and encodes 275 amino acids. The transcript has 7 exons.
UAGGCUCAGAGCGCGGCGCGAACUUUGGAUUGGUAUCAGAGAUAACGAUCCCUCGAGUUAUCCACUUCCCAGGAUGUGCAACCUUUUAGGGUCGUGCAACUUCACUGGAUUUUUGAGAUAUACAAAUUGAAGCUUGUCAAGGCACCCCCUGUUCGCCGCCCAUAAAGAUAUCCACCCGAUUUUAAGUUAGGUGGCGGUGAGGCAGCAUGACGCGAAUCGGAGCUGUGGCCCGUGACAGAUACCAAUCCCCCCUUGAUGUCAUCUCUGGGUCUGCUAUGAUAAUCUGCACACCGAUAGGGCGCAGCACCCUGCCAUGGUUUGCGGAUCAGAGAGUUGGUCGUAUUCUAUCCCGGAUCACAUACGGUUUAGAGGGAAUGAUUUUGGACCGCAACAGUAUAUUCAACGUAUAAAGAACCCUCGUAGUACUCCAUUCGCAGCAGAGUUUCCAAUGCCUGGAUGCAGACAAGCAUGCCUUAUCGACUCCUCCGGGCCAUUCCCUGAGUUCACGGACUCCGAUAUCGUGGGCCCAGGCUCGUUGAACCACUUCGGCAUGAGUUAUCAUGAUUCCACAUCUCCACCAAGCUAUGAUAACAACCGUCACCCUCUAAAUUCGUUGGAGGAACAUCCAUGUCCUGACUCUGAUUGCCUGUCGAAUGACCAUUCGCAUCAUUACAGCAGUACCAUGCGUGCUUCGUUACCAGAUGAAUCAGCUCUCUUUGUUGCAAACUAUCUCCACCAGUUGCGCCUGAAAUUUGGGAUGGACAUGACUCUUGACCAAGCAAUUCAAAUAUGCAUUGGACAAUGGGACACUCCAGACCCAAAGCCUACGCACGCCCAGAUGGGAAGGGAUCAUUUUGUUUCGAACUACAGUUCACCUUCGACGAGCGUCCAAUCUAGCAGAUCGACUCGCCAGUCUACACCCAGCGAUAGGGUUUAUUUCAGGUCCGGUGCCAUCGCACAGACCGACCACGAGAUAUUCCAAGACGGUGGCAGAUUAAAGGUCAGGUGUUACGAAGGCUCUUGCAGCGGCAAUGCAUUAAUGAAGGACAAUUUUGUCCGGCACGUGCGUGAACAUCAUCUUGGUAGAAAGAGGAAGACAGGAGGUAGCUCUAUACAGCAUGUUAAUCCUGGAAUGAAAUGAUGGGC